Cylicocyclus nassatus is the source of this 565-nucleotide messenger RNA. The record is from the annotation of a GenBank genome assembly. Lineage: Eukaryota; Metazoa; Nematoda; Chromadorea; Rhabditida; Strongylidae.
AUGUUUGGCUUUUGGCAUUCAUGGAAAUCAUACGAAGAAAAUGUCAUGCCGAUCGAGCAAGAUAUCCUUGGGAAAUGGACGUUCGUCUCUUCGGAGAACUUCGAAGCUUAUAUGAAGGAGUGUGGCGUCGGCCUGAUGACGCGUAAAGUCGCAGCCAAUCUGAAGCCGACUCUUGAAUUCACAAAGGAUGGAGACUACAUCACCAUGACAUCGGUGUCUACUUUCAAAACUUACGUGACUAAGUUCAAGAUUGGCGAGACGUUCGAUGAGAAGACCGGAGAUGGACGUGAUGUCAGCCAAACGUACACAAUUGAGAACGACCGUCUCAUAUUAGACGAAAAAGGAAAAAAUGGAAUCCCCGACUCUCGCAUUGAGCGUUACAUUCAGGAUGGAAAGCUAUACAUUGUAUGCGAAUGCAAAGGAGUCAAGAGUACCAGAAUCUAUGAACGAAUGAAGGAGUAAAAUUGCAUGCUAUCUCAGCCGUCUGCCUUUUUCUUUGUUAUUGUUUCUGCUUGUUUGUGUAGUGUUGCGCUUAUAAUAACUUAAUAAACUCAUUUUACAUAAU